This is a messenger RNA of Diaporthe batatas, 2851 nucleotides long. RefSeq lists its product as uncharacterized. Gene Ontology annotation, biological process: carbohydrate metabolic process. The coding region runs from base 198 to 2642 and encodes 814 amino acids. The record is from RefSeq and is a predicted model, not a curated record. NCBI's taxonomy places the organism in Eukaryota, Fungi, Ascomycota, Sordariomycetes, Diaporthales, Diaporthaceae. The transcript is spliced from 3 exons.
UUUGCAGGCAUGACAAGUAUCGCAGGCACCGUGAUCUUCUCUUCUUUUGAUACCUGCUAGUCCCCCGUAUCCCACUGGCUAGAAACGACGACGCCAUUCCGCAUUCCGCAUUAUCCUGCUGCGAACAGUGCGAACAGGGCGCACUCGAUCAUCAACUUGCCUCCUCCUCGAGGUCGCUCUCACGACAAGCCGGCAGCAUGAAGCCACAGAAGCCACAGCUCAAACAACAGCACUCGGUCACGGCGAGGGAUGCUGAGCUGUCCGCCCAGUUCUCCAGGGUUUCUGUGUCCGGCCUCCCUGCUCUCCAGAACCGCGCCGGCGACAGCACCAGCCCCUACGUGCAAUCACAUGCCUCCACCCCCGUCGCCUGGCAGCUGUUGGACCAUGAGGCCAUACAGCGCGCCAAGAAGGAGAACAAGCUGAUUUUCAUCAACAUCGGCUUCAAGUCAUGCCAUUAUUGCCGGCUGACCACCCGCGAGUCCUUCUCUCAUCCCGAGAUCGCCAAGCUCCUCAACAACUCUUUCGUGCCAAUCCUUGUCGACCGUGAGGAGCGCCCGGACAUAGACAACAUCUACAUGAACUAUAUCCAGGCCAUCAACGGCGCCGGCGGGUGGCCCCUGAACGUCUUCCUGACCCCCGAGUUGGAACCCGUCUUUGGCGGCACAUAUUGGCCCUCUCCCGGUACUGAGCUCAUCGGCCCUGACGGCGAGGAGGUUGCCGAGGAUGAGCGCAUCGACUUCUUGGUGAUCCUGCAGAAGAUGAAGGAGGUCUGGCCGCAGCACGAGGCCAGGUGCCGGCAGGAGGCCAAGGAGAUCGUGUCCAAGCUGCGCGAGUUCGCUGCCGAGGGCACCCUCGGCACGCGAGGCACGGCCACUCCCGGAGCAGUGGGUGCCUCGAGCGCCGCCGUCCCGACCGAUCUGUCCGGUGCGCCCAUGGCUGGGGACUCAGACUUGGACUUGGACCAGCUGGAGGAGGCCUACAUGCGGAUUGCGGGCACUUUCGACCCGGUCAACGGCGGCUUUGGGAUCGCGCCAAAGUUUCCGACCCCGGCCAAGCUUUCAUUCCUCUUGAAACUCGCAAACUUCCCGAGUGUGGUGGCCGAUGUCGUGGGGGAUAAGGAGGUCGCCCAGGCGAGACACAUCGCGCUGCACACCCUGCGGAGGCUCAGGGACGGUGGUCUGCGUGAUCACGUCGGUGGGGGGUUCCAUCGCUACGCUGUAACAGCAAACUGGUCCAUGCCGCAUUUCGAGAAGAUGGUCUCGGAUAAUGCGCUGCUGCUAGGCUUGUAUCUCGAUGCUUGGUUGUCAACUGCGAGAGGGCUCAAGAGAGACGACGAGUUUGCCAACGUGGUCUUUGAACUUGCAGAGUACCUGACAUCGCCGCCCAUAUUGCGGCCGGACGGUGGGUUUGCCAGUAGCGAGUCAGCAGAUUCGUACUACAGGAAAGGCGACACCCAGAUGCGCGAGGGUGCUUACUACCUAUGGACCCGGAGGGAAUUCGACGAGGUGUUCAAGGACUCGCCCACCGUGGGCGCCCUUGCCGCGGCACACUGGAAUGUGCUGGGCCACGGCAACGUCGAGCGGGAGCAAGACCCGAACGACGAGUUCCUGAACCAGAAUGUCUUGCACACCGUCAAAGGUGCAGAAGAGCUCUGGAAACAGUUCGGCACGUCGUCAGCAGAGGCUAAGGAAUGGAUCGAGACUGCGCGGUCGCGGCUGAGGGCACGUCGCGAGGCAGAUCGAGUGAGGCCGGAGGCGGACACGAAAGCCGUGACCAGCACAAAUGCCAUGGUGAUCUCCGCACUGGCGAGGACGAGCUCAGCCAUCAAAUCUAUUGACCCCGAGAAGGCCAAGAAAUAUUUGGAUGCAGCCACAGGGGCGGCAAGAUUCAUCGAGACGCGGUCAUGGGACGCGCAGGCGAAGCUGCUGUACAGGUCUUAUUUUGAUAGGCGGAGUUCUGUACAGGGAUACGCUGAGGACUAUGCCUUCCUGAUCGAGGCCCUAUUGGAUCUAUAUGAGGCGACAGGAGAGGAGAACUGGCUUGAAUGGGCCGACAGCCUGCAGAAACGACAGAUCGAGCUCUUCUAUGACCCGACAGUGCCCAGCACCUCACGGCCAGUCACGCCCAUGGCGCAUCACUCCGCCUGUGGAGGGUUCUACUCCACGGCAGAUGAGGCAGAACAUGUCAUCCUCCGCCUCAAGGACGGCAUGGACACCGCACAGCCGUCCACAAAUGCAGUAUCCACGUCCAACCUGUUUCGGCUGGGAUUCAUUCUCGGGGACUCGGACUAUGUCAAGGUCGCCCAUGAGACCAUCAGUGCCUUCGAAGUAGAGGCCCUGCAGUAUCCGUGGCUGUUCAUUGGCCUGCUCAGCGGUGUUGUCACUGCGAGGCUGGGUGGCAUCGUCUGGCUCUCUGGUUCCGGGGACGGCUCUAAGACGGAGGAGCGCAGGCGCAGGUUCCAUGAGCUCCCCAGGGCGGGCAUGCGAAGCUGGGUCUACCUGAAGAAGGGCGGCGAGAAGGAGAAGUCGUGGCUCUUCGGCAAGAGAAACCAGGCUCUGGCAGGCCUUGAGGAGGGGUCGUAUCAGUUUGACGGGAAGUACAAGCUCUACAAAGAGGCGGAAGCCGAAUUGUUUGGGCCUUGAUGGCCAUCUUGUCCGCGAUGAAGGAUUUGUAGACCUCCAUUGUCUCCGAGGUUGUGAACACUGUCGAGGAAACAUGGGAAGGCGACUGGUCUGCCACUGCAUGCAUUUACUAGGAGUUUAUUCAUACUGCGAUGCUGAUUUAUAUGAUCUUAGCAGGUGGGCCAUUGGAAACGGCUUGUGGGCGAGAAUCCAAUUUUUGUUUGCGUGAA